GGGCGGAAAAAAAAAAAAAGCUUGGAGGAGAGAGGCAAGUGUGAGCGGGAGCAGGCAGGCGAGGGGAGCGAGAAGCCGCGGGCUGCCGGGCGAGGAGGCGUGCGGGCCGGGGACCUGGGCUGUGCAGCUGGAGGGCCGUCGGGGAUCUGCCCCUCGGGGCAGCAGAAGAUGCUGAGGACCAGGAGGCCAGGGGAGCGACGAGCUGAGGCCCGGAGCAGGCGCCAAAGUUAGGGGGCCCUGGCCUGCGAGGGGCACAGAGAGGGGAGAGCGAGGGCGAACUGAGCGGAGGGGAGCCGACUUGAAGGGGACCUCGAGCCCCACUGGCCAGGACAAGUUUGGGGGAGGGGGGAGAUCGAAGCCACCCUCCUCCCCGGCCUGCACCCAUCGCCUCUCUCCGCCAGCACGGAUCCAGCCACAGACGGAGGGACGGAUUUCUCCGUGGGAUGUAGCACCCACCGCCGGCCUUCAGUCUGGAGCUGUUUUCUCCAGAGGUUACGCUGGGAAACUCCGACCCCCCCUAGGUCUGGCUCCAUCCCGGGUGGUGAGGACAGCUGCUGGAGCUCUGCCCGGGGCGGGAUGAACGGACACAGCCGGAACGGGCAGGCCCACGCCCCCCGGCGGAAGCGCCGCAACCGAUUCGUCAAGAAGAAUGGCCAGUGCAACGUUUACUUCGCCAACCUCAGCAACAAGUCCCAGCGUUACAUGGCCGACAUCUUCACCACCUGCGUGGACACGCGCUGGCGGUACAUGCUGAUGAUUUUCUCCGGCUUCCUGGUCUCGUGGCUUUUCUUCGGCCUCCUCUUCUGGUGCAUUGCCUUCUUCCACGGCGACCUGGACCCCGGCCCAGCCCCAGCACCCGGACCUGCUGGAGCGGGCCCCGGGGGAGGCGGGAGCCCACCUCCCGCGACUGUCAAGCCUUGCAUCAUGCAUGUGAACGGCUUCCUGGGAGCCUUUCUUUUCUCAGUAGAGACACAGACCACCAUUGGCUAUGGCUUUCGCUGUGUGACAGAGGAGUGCCCAUUGGCCGUCAUGGCCGUGGUGGUGCAGUCCAUCGUGGGCUGUGUCAUCGACUCCUUCAUGAUCGGCACCAUCAUGGCCAAGAUGGCACGGCCCAAGAAGCGGGCCCAGACGCUGCUCUUCAGCCACCACGCUGUCAUCUCCGUGAGGGAUGGCAAGCUCUGCCUCAUGUGGAGGGUGGGCAACCUACGGAAGAGCCACAUCGUGGAGGCCCACGUCCGGGCCCAGCUCAUCAAACCGUACAUGACAGAGGAGGGUGAGUACCUGCCCCUGGACCAGCGGGACCUCAAUGUGGGCUACGACAUCGGGCUGGACCGCAUCUUCCUGGUGUCCCCCAUCAUCAUCGUCCAUGAGAUUGAUGAGGAGAGCCCCCUCUAUGGUAUGGGCAAAGAGGAGCUGGAGUCGGAGGACUUUGAGAUUGUGGUCAUCCUAGAGGGCAUGGUCGAGGCCACAGCCAUGACCACCCAGGCCCGCAGCUCCUACCUGGCCAGUGAGAUCCUCUGGGGCCACCGCUUUGAGCCCGUGGUCUUUGAGGAGAAGAGUCACUACAAAGUGGACUACUCACGUUUCCAUAAGACCUACGAGGUGGCCGGGACACCAUGUUGCUCGGCCCGUGAGCUCCAGGAAAGCAAGAUCACGGUCCUUCCUGCCCCUCCACCACCGCCCAGUGCCUUCUGCUAUGAGAACGAGCUGGCACUCAUGAGCCAGGAGGAGGACGAACUAGAGGAGGACGUGGCUGGCUUGGGGCUGGAAGGCGGCUCCAAGGAAGAUGGCGGCAUCAUUCGCAUGCUGGAGUUUGGGAGCCACCUGGAUUUGGAGAGGAUGCAGUCCACCUUGCCCCUCGACAACAUCUCCUACCGCCGGGAGUCAGCCAUCUGACCUCCUGCCCUCCCGUCCAGCCCUGUGUCCCCUUUGUCACCUUGGGCCCUGAUGUACCCCCAUUCCCUAGCCUCUUGUGGGAAGAUCCCCCUUUCUAGACAGGAGAAGGACCAGCAGACUGUGAUCAUCCCCUUCCUCAGUAUCCCUGGGACAAACGCUCUUCCCUCCCAAGGACAGAACCCACCCAGGCCAUAGGAACCCUUCUGGUGGCCGCCUGGGGCCUCGAGAAGAGCAGGAUGCCUUCUCACUUCAGUGCCCAAGAAUUAGACUCUGGCAACAGGGAAGCCCCUAUCCCUGAGUUCUGCCGAGUCAACCAUUCCACGCCAUCUGCUGCUGUGGGCCUGACUCCACUUGGGGACCCAGAACUGCCCAACAUGGCACCCCUAGGCCCUUCCAGGAUAUGCCCCCAGUUGCCCUGAAGAACUUUGGGAAGUUUCCUGGGACAGAUACAGGGGCAGGAGGCUCACACAGAGGCCAGGGCUAGAAGGCUGGUAGGGGGGAAGUAGAAGGAAAGGUUUACCUUGCAUGUUAGUGACCUGUCACACAUCCUUUUGUAAAUAUAUACAUAUAUAUAAAGACAAGAAAGAUCUAAUCCAGAUUCUUCAAUUUCCAGGGGCAGGAUGGGGAGAUGAAGCUGGGCCCCUUGUCCUCUCCCUCAUGGACUGGCCCUUAGAGCCAGUGGUCCUUGGGCCAUCUCAGAAUGAGGGGGUGCUGACUCAGGAGGCCCCCAGGGACAGGGCCGGAGCGCCACUCCCUUCAUGUGCCAGUCCCACCUCUGCUGGUCCCCCAGCUGCCCACUCCCAGCUUCUGCCCCUCCUCUCUACCCUUCCAACACACACAUCUGUACAAUGGGAUUUUUAAUUAUUUUUAAUAAAGUAUCCAAUCCUCUUGGAGCCACACGGGCCAAAAG
Molecule: messenger RNA, 2806 nt
Organism: Phascolarctos cinereus (koala)
Lineage: Eukaryota; Metazoa; Chordata; Mammalia; Diprotodontia; Phascolarctidae
Gene: KCNJ4
Product: potassium inwardly rectifying channel subfamily J member 4
Biological process (GO): regulation of monoatomic ion transmembrane transport; potassium ion import across plasma membrane
Cellular component (GO): plasma membrane
Molecular function (GO): inward rectifier potassium channel activity
Source: RefSeq, a predicted model, not a curated record